Molecule: messenger RNA, 1260 nt
Organism: Acinonyx jubatus (cheetah)
Lineage: Eukaryota; Metazoa; Chordata; Mammalia; Carnivora; Felidae
Gene: RNF212
Product: ring finger protein 212
Exons: 11
Coding region: 84-1016 (310 amino acids)
Biological process (GO): homologous chromosome pairing at meiosis; protein sumoylation; reciprocal meiotic recombination
Cellular component (GO): synaptonemal complex
Molecular function (GO): SUMO transferase activity
Source: RefSeq, a predicted model, not a curated record
CUCUGCCCGCGGCGGGAGGCGGCGUGUGGGCCUCUUGCGGGCCUGGGCUUCUGCGCGGCGGCGGCGCGGACGCCGUGUUCGACAUGGCCAGCUGGGUGUUCUGUAAUCGCUGCUUCCAGCCGCCGCACCGGACGUCGUGCUUCAGCCUGACCAACUGCGGCCACGUGUACUGUGACGUCUGCCUGGACAAAGGUAGAAAGGGCGAGUGCUUGAUUUGUAAAGUGCCUUGUCGCACACUUUUACUUUCAGAACACACGGACGCGGAUAUCCGGGCGCUGUUCAUGGGUAUAGACGACCUGUGUAGGAAGUACUCAAAGGAGACCUUCCGGGUUUCAGAAUUUCAAGAAAAGCACAGAAGGAGACUGUUGGCCUUCUAUAGAGAAAAGAUCUCAAAGCUGGAAGAGUCCCUUCAGAAGUCAGUGCUGCGGUUGGAACAGCUGCAGGGUGUGAGAUUGUCACAGCAGACAGCUUUCAGCACAAUAAAAACUCCAGUUUCGACUCCUUCGGCACGGCCAGGCGGACACCUCCGGCCCCCUGACUCGUCAGCCUCCAACAGGGUGGAGUCCAUGCAGGUCGACCUCACUCCUUCCCCAGCGAGAAAACCUGAGGUCACGGCUGGCCCGGCAAGAAUCUCUCUGAUCAGCCCGCCUCAUGAUGGACGCAUGGGUAGCGUCGCCCGCCCCGGCCCUCAGCCCCUCGGCCCGACGCCAAGUCACAGGGAGCUGCCCCAGGCCCUCAGGGUCCCACCGCUGCCUGUCCCCGGCAAGGGGCUGUCCCAGGUGCCCGCGCCCCAGGCCCCAGGCCAAGCAGGAAGAGGGGGCUCGCCCAGCCUGGGGGGCUCCCAGGCAGCGGCCCCCAGGCAGCCCAUCAGCAUCUCCGCACUGCUGCAGAGACAGCACACAGGCAAGUGUGCCCUGCUCCGAGGGCAGCUGCUUCUCCCGCACGCGCGCGUGUGUGGCAGAAGCAGACGCGACGCGUUGUGCGUUCCUGAUGGUCGUGCCGCGGCGCUUUGGUGAGUGGCUGAGACGUGAGUGGCGGUCCCGGGCGUGUCCACCUUGGGUCACGGCUGUCCAUGCUCCCGCAGGGUCUGCUGGCCUCGAGGGAGUCCCGCACGGAAGGUGAACGAGCUCCCGUCCCCGGCCUGGCCCUCCGGGCCCCCUCGGCUCUGGCGUGUGUGCAUUAGGCAGUAAACAUGCUCGUGCGCGCAUCUGCGUGGAAUGAAGUAACGCCGUUGAAUAAAGCAUUUUUCUGAUGACCUGG